AUGUACAAUAUUGAGUGGACUGGUAGAGAAAAGGUCGGAGGAAUCGAGGUGAUGGUGAGACUAAGACUACCACGACUGACUCGUAAGCGUGCAUCUAGCACAUGGAAGGUUAAAAUGUUCGAGCUCCGAGCCGUUACUGUUCAUUGGCUUAUAGGGCUUCAACAGAUCUCGACAGAUGGAAUUGGAUUGGGCCUUUUUCUUGGUAAUAUUACCCUUUGCGUUACCGCUUGUUUGAACAUUGGUAGGGACCGCUAUGCUUUUGAAAGACGGUGUACAGUUGCAGUUGCACAGCUGAUUAAUCAACGGCAGCCAAGCAUGAGAGAAAGCCGUUGUAACUCAUCAGUUCAGCAAGCAUUGAAUACCGAUUGGUUCUGGUAG
Messenger RNA from Sclerotinia sclerotiorum 1980 UF-70, 378 nucleotides. RefSeq lists its product with no specific name. The record is from RefSeq and is a predicted model, not a curated record. Bases 1 to 378 code for a protein of 125 amino acids. The transcript is spliced from 3 exons. NCBI's taxonomy places the organism in Eukaryota, Fungi, Ascomycota, Leotiomycetes, Helotiales, Sclerotiniaceae.